Molecule: messenger RNA, 766 nt
Organism: Daldinia loculata
Lineage: Eukaryota; Fungi; Ascomycota; Sordariomycetes; Xylariales; Hypoxylaceae
Exons: 2
Coding region: 1-435 (144 amino acids)
Source: RefSeq, a predicted model, not a curated record
AUGUCGAGCUUACCAUCGAUGCUGUGGCAGUUGACAAGUCUCAACAGUGAGUGCAUAGCAGCAACUGUCCUGGUGAGGUUCAAGCCUGCGAGUGUAGUUGUUGACGAUGCCGCCAUACCCGGCAAAACCGUCUCGUUCACGGAGCAAUGGCAAAUCGUCUCGAGAUGCAGCGCCAACUUUCAAACCCCGAUGCAAGGUACACGUCGGACCUUAUCACCGAAGAGAAUCCGCCAAGAGGCUCUCUUGACGGGGGACUUAUCCGCGCUCGAACUAGAGAGCACGUAUAGAGCGUAUAUUGAUUGCACCAUGGCGCGAAGAAUGGAGACGGACCUGCACAAAUUUGUUCACCCGCACCCGGUCUUCAACACCAAGACUCUGACGGAAGAGGACUACCGACAGGCAUUCUUCACAGCAACCCCUGGACCUCGUCCUUAGCAUCCCCACCAUCGUCGUGGACGAGCAGACGCAGCGAGUGGCGGUACGGAUGGAUUGCGAUAGCCGGCAAGCCCACCGACACGUUUGCUGGCGUGAAGCCCAACGGCGGGCGCUGUCAGCAUCCACGAUCCACGAGCACGUCACCUACCGCUUCGAGAAGGGGCAGGAUCGCGAGGGUAGGUAUGGAGCAUCGUCGACCGGGCGUCCUACGCAGAGCAGAUGUCAAAUUAACAUUCGCUACCCCGUAGCACAAGGAAAAAGAAGGCCCGGGUUUUCUUUUACAGUAUCGUGAUAAGCAUGUGCCCUGGGGAAACACAGAGCUCCAGACCAU